This is a messenger RNA of Colletotrichum navitas, 672 nucleotides long. RefSeq lists its product as uncharacterized. NCBI's taxonomy places the organism in Eukaryota, Fungi, Ascomycota, Sordariomycetes, Glomerellales, Glomerellaceae. The transcript has 2 exons. The coding region runs from base 1 to 672 and encodes 223 amino acids. The record is from RefSeq and is a predicted model, not a curated record.
AUGCCUAGCAAGAAGCCCGAGGAAGAGGAGGAGGAGGAGGAGGAGGAGGAGGAGGAGGAGGGGGUCAGACUGUUUGUCAGCGACGACGAGGGCUCUGGCACUGACGCAAACACCACCGCCGACGAAUCCGUCCUCGAGUCUGCCGACGAGCCCGUCAGCGAGGCCGAGUCCUUUACAAGCAGCAUCGACGCCAACGGCCGCGCCCUCAACCUCCAAGGCCGCCGUCGUGGCAAGGACGACCCCCACAGCAGCUGCACGGCGCGCGCUUACCUCCAGGACGGCCAGGACUACACUGGAAACAACGUCCGCCGCUGCAAGGCAGUCCGGCACAACCCGGCCUUUGCCACGUGGUGCUUCUGCAGCCGCCAGAAGAAGUGCAAGCCCGAGAUUAACUUCACGGACAAGAACGGCUUCGUCACGUGCCGGACCUGCCACGCCUGUCGAGCGCACUCCGAGACCCGCCGCAUUGGCGACAAGGCCGAGCGCAAGAAGGCGAAGGCGGCUAAGACCAAGGAGUGGAGGGACAAGGCCAGGGUUGGCCGUUUCUUCCAUUGCGGAAAGCCCGUUAACGAGACGCCCCGUCGGGGGCCCGAUUCGGACGACGAAGACCUCAACGGCAUGGACGGCUCGUCCGGUGGUGAGAUUGGCGGUACCCUGAUCGCUGGCCACUGA